AUGGAGAGACAGACUGAUAAUGUCCAUAUUGAAAUGCUACCUGUCACUAAUGGAAACGACGCAACAGCGCACGCAAACGGACAGGAUUCUGUUGAUGGAGCUGCGGCAAGAAAUGUCGGGGAAAUGGAUAGUUUGUUACAGGGUUCUGGCAGCGCGAAUGGAAACGCUGUGGUGAGCAAUGGUGAGCCCGACAUUGAAGCUCCCAAAGUCCCAGACAAGAAAAAGAACAGUGCCGUGCUUCAGAUCAAAAAGGAGCUGAGGGAAAAGGUCUGCAAAGUCGUUCCAAUGUGGCUCAUCCUCGUCCUCAUCUUCCUCGUCGUCAUCCUCAUUAUUUUCAUAUCGCUGGCCUUGUGCAGAGUGAUUUACGAAGACCCAGAUGAGCGCUACGAUCCCACGCAGUUUGAUGCACUCAGAAAUGUCAGCGGGAGUUUCCGGCUUCCCAACUUGAAUUCCACAGAAGAGCUGCUCAACAUGACGACCAGCAUGAGCCGAGCACUGGCUGCAGAGCUGGAGAGCAAGCUGGAUGAGGUGUACACAAACUCCUCCGCCCUGGGACGCUACUUCAUGAGGAGUCACAUAUACCAGUUCAGCUCCGUCCCGGUCCAGGCCUGGUUCCUCCUCCUGUUCCGGAUGCGUGAGGAGGAGGGCGGUCAGCUGUCCCGCUACACUCUGAGCAGAGAGCUCCUGUACAACGUGCUCCGGCAGUUCUUAUACGAGCAGGAGCACCUGUUCCUCCACUGCAACCUGCUUCUAUACUGCUGGGUUAUACCUGCUGCACACGCCAGAGCUCUCCUGCACGCAGUCCAGGGUCAGCCCCCGGUCAGCCCCCGGUCAGCCCCCGGUCAGCCCCCAGUCAGUCCCCCAGUCAGCCCCCGGUCAGCCCCCAGUCAGUCCCCAGUCAGCCCCCGGUCAGCCCCCCGGUCAGCCCCCGGUCAGCCCCCGGUCAGCCCCCGGUCAGCCCCCGGUCAGCCCCCGGUCAGCCCCCGGUCAGUCCCCGGUCAGCCCCCGGUCAGCCCCCAGUCAGCCCCCGGUCAGCCCCCAGUCAGUCCCCAGUCAGCCCCCAGUCAGUCCCCAGUCAGCCCCCGGUCAGCCCCCAGUCAGCCCCCGGUCAGCCCCCAGUCAGCCCCCAGUCAGCCCCCGUCAAGCCUUAAAGAUUACGACCUGCUCUUUGAUGAGGCUCCAGUCCCUCUGUCACUCACCUCAGCUGCCCAGGCCCCAGAGCACCGCCUCAGCCGUCUCUGCUUCAGCAUGGGCUCCCACAGCUCCAGCCUGGAUGACAUCCUGGAGGAGGACAUGCAUCACUGGUACACCAAGUUCAUGAGGGAGUCUCCAUCCGGCCUCAUCACGCUGUUCGAGCUCAAGGCCAUGUUGGAAAUGACCGGGAUGACCGAGGAGGCCAGCAGUUACGUGGACCAGGUCUUCUUCACCUUCGACAUGGAUGGGGACGGAUACAUAGACUUUGUGGAAUACAUUGCAGCCAUCAGCUUACUACUAAAAGGAGAAAUCAACCAGAAACUCAAAUGGUACUUCAAGCUUUUUGACCAGGACGGAAACGGCAAGAUCGACAGAGACGAGAUGGAGACGAUAUUUAAGGCAAUUCAAGACAUCACCAGGAGUUAUGAGAUUCCUCCAGAAGAGAUCGUCAAUCUGAUCUACGAGAAGGUCGAUGUUCACGGAGAGGGAGAGCUGACCCUGGAGGAGUUCAUCAGCGGAGCACAAGAGCAUCCGGACAUCAUGGACAUGUUGGCCAAGAUGAUGGACCUCACCAACGAGGAGGAGCAGGAGAAGGAGGAGGUGGAGGAGAAGGAGGAGGUGGAGGAGAAGGAGGAGGUGGAGGAGACGCAGGAGAAGGAGGAGCAGGAGUUUUGUAUGCACUGUCCCAAUGAGACGCACCUGAAAUGGACAGAGUGA
Molecule: messenger RNA, 1911 nt
Organism: Knipowitschia caucasica
Lineage: Eukaryota; Metazoa; Chordata; Actinopteri; Gobiiformes; Gobiidae
Source: the annotation of a GenBank genome assembly